Clarias gariepinus (North African catfish) is the source of this 1770-nucleotide messenger RNA. It is a transcript of the gene kcnip1b, whose product is annotated as Kv channel interacting protein 1 b. NCBI's taxonomy places the organism in Eukaryota, Metazoa, Chordata, Actinopteri, Siluriformes, Clariidae. Gene Ontology annotation, cellular component: voltage-gated potassium channel complex. Gene Ontology annotation, molecular function: calcium ion binding; transmembrane transporter binding; potassium channel regulator activity. The transcript is spliced from 8 exons. The record is from RefSeq and is a predicted model, not a curated record. Gene Ontology annotation, biological process: regulation of potassium ion transmembrane transport. The coding region runs from base 91 to 747 and encodes 218 amino acids.
GGAAAGAGAAACCAGCAGUACAAGCGCAGCUCCAUCGGUGUUAGAGACACUCAGAAUCCCAGUGAAGUUUGAUUCCGUACCCGGGUGGAGAUGGGUGUAAUGUUCGGGACGUUCUCACUGCCGAGUGUACAGGUGGCUCGUUCUCACUGCAGGUCAGAUAAAGUGGAUGAUGAGUUAGAGAUGACCAUGGUGUGUCAUCGACCUGAAGGGCUUGAUCAGCUGGAGGCGCAAACGAAUUUCACCAAGCAGGAGCUGCAAGUACUCUACCGGGGUUUUAAAAAUGAGUGUCCGAGCGGAGUAGUGAAUGAGGAGACGUUUAAACACAUCUACGCACAGUUCUUUCCUCAUGGAGAUGCCUCAACAUAUGCUCACUACCUGUUUAAUGCAUUUGACACAACGAAUAAUGGCUCCAUAAAGUUUGAAGAUUUUGUGAUGGGUCUGUCCAUUCUUCUGAGGGGAACAGUCCAAGAAAAACUGGAGUGGACUUUCCAUCUGUACGACAUUAAUCGAGAUGGGUUCAUCAACAAAGAGGAGAUGACGGAGAUUGUGCAGGCCAUUUACGACAUGAUGGGGAAGUACACAUAUCCUGCUUUGAAAGGAGACGUGCCCAAGCAGCAUGUAGAUGCUUUCUUCCAGAAAAUGGACAAAAACAAAGAUGGUGUUGUGACAUUGGAAGAGUUUAUCCUAGCGUGCCAAGAAGAUGAAACCAUGAUGAGAUCCAUGCAGCUUUUCGAAAAUGUGAUGUAAGAAACACAAACACAGACAGAGAGAGCAAGAGAGAGAGUGUAUCUAUGAAAGACAAAACACAUAGAGACAGAAGAAAGAUUUAUAUUUAUAUAUGCACAUAAUUUCUGGAAUGUUUAUAUGUUAACAUAGCUUAUGUGUAUGGAUCAGCACUCUCGCUCUCAAUACAAAUUUAAUAAGCUACAAACUAACACUAUCACAGUGACCAGCCAAUUAUGAUUGUGUACUGUCCAACACUCAGUGACGGCUGAUGAUCAGACGGACACAAUGGAAUCCCUCCUUGCCUGAGUAAGAGAAGAAAAGCGAGCAUAUGAACCCCUGCUUCUCCGUGUUGCUCUACAACUAAAAGUGGCUGUUUCAGACUUUCUUAAAUGCUCAGAUGUCUCCCACCAUUGCUUCUCAUUUUACAAACUUUUUAAAUUGCUACAAAGGUCGACCUUACUGCAUUUAAGCUUUGAAGCUACGACUUGAGGACUCCAUCUACCUGAGAAGGAUGUGAACUGCAUCUCAUAACAGUGACUUAGAAUUCACUAAGAGUUUUGCAUGUUUUAACCUUCAGUUACUUGAACGUUGGCUGAUGUAAUAUAAUAUACAAGCCUGAUGUGUUGAUUAAUGCAUUAAAUGAUUUAAUGUUUUAUGUAUUACAGUUGGAAUUGGGUAAAAAUUAUAUUUGGAUGUCUUGCCAUUUUGUGUAUUCAUGAUAAUGCUUAUGGAUAUCCUGUGUGUCUUCUGUUUGUUCUGCUCUCUGUCUGUCUGUCUGUCUGUCUGUUUGUGUACAGAGAUAAAGCGUUAUGAUUGGUGUGCUCAAUUUCUUUUACUUAGUGACAAUCCAGCUCAGUAUUUUUUUUAUUCAUUUUCUUAGUUUACAAAAAAUAUAAACAUGCUAAAUUAUUAAAUUUAUAUUGUUACUCAUAAAUAAUAAAAAACUGUUAAUCGCCACUCAAAGAGUUAUAUAGUGGGAAAUACAGAUAUGAGUAAUCUUUUAAUGCUGUAUAAUGCUUCAUCUUACUCAGAUGCUGAAAUAAA